UGGUCAGUGCUGGAGUGUGCCUGUUUAUAUAAUUAUUGUAUAUUUAUUGAAGUAGUUUUCUCACGUUAAUUCAUAGACGAAAGUAAACAUGGCAAACGGUCCACCGACACGUAAUUUGUUGCGCAUUGUGUUGGACAAUUUUCUAAAAUCAUUUCGACCCCGCCAGAUAAAGGGAAAUUACGUCGGAGAGGAUUAUUUUGGCAAUAAAUAUUAUGAAAUUCCGCCCGAUCCGUCCGUUGGACGACGACGUGCAUCCCGCUGGUUCGAACCUAAUGCUAAAGAAGCAUACGAUCAAGAGAUUACUGCCGAGUGGGAAGCUUGGCUACGCGGUAGAAGGAAGGAACCACCUACGGAGCAGGAGCUGUUAAAAAAUUUGGCUAUUAUGAGAAUGAAAGAGCGUAACGCAGCUGAACUAGAAGCAAAGUAUAGCAAACCGAAAGAUGCAGCAGCACUGGAACAACAAAAAACUGGAAUGGGAUCGUUCCCUCAGUACGACGAGUAUGAAGUGAUGCCCGGCAAAGGAAAACACGAAAAAUAGAUACAAUCAUAACAAAACAACACGUACUUUGUUUCGG
Molecule: messenger RNA, 575 nt
Organism: Anopheles moucheti
Lineage: Eukaryota; Metazoa; Arthropoda; Insecta; Diptera; Culicidae
Product: NADH dehydrogenase [ubiquinone] 1 alpha subcomplex assembly factor 2
Exons: 2
Coding region: 89-538 (149 amino acids)
Biological process (GO): mitochondrial respiratory chain complex I assembly
Cellular component (GO): membrane
Source: RefSeq, a predicted model, not a curated record